UUCAACAAAACCACCUACCGAGGGUAAAUUAACUGAAUUUGUUUUUCUAUUUCACCUAGAAUUGAUUUUGGACGCUGCGAGAUACUUUCUAAAACAUUCUUUUUUUGCUAACAAGACCAUCAAUUAUGUCACCCUCAACGCAGCCACCAACCCAGGGACCAUCAACUAUGCCAGCCACAACCCAGCCUCCAACCAAGGCACCAUCAACUAUGGCACCCACAACGCAACCUCCAACCAAGACACCAUCAACUAUGCAACCAACAACCCAGCCACCAACCAAGGCACCAUUAACUAUGCCACCCACAAGCCAGCCUCCAACAAAGGAAACAACAACACUGCCAACAUCGACAACGCCGCCUUUUAAGGAAACGCCUACUGGGCCAGCUACAACACAGUCACCUACAACAGAGUCACCUACAAUAGCAGGACCACCACCGUCGCCUCCACCAGUGGCCACUACGAAGCAGCCAAUCACCUUACCGAUAGAAGAAGAGGACGAGUGUGAGGAGUAAUCAAUUAAGUCUUUUACAAUGACUGUAUGUGCUUUGAUGACUGAGUAAGAAAGUGCACAAAUUAAAUGAAAUAAAGUCAUGCAGUUGUAACAGAAAGGGUAUCUCUCAUUGCCUUUGUUUUAAACGAUCCGGCUAUCAUUUAAGAUUUGAA
Messenger RNA from Orbicella faveolata, 663 nucleotides. RefSeq lists its product as uncharacterized. Lineage: Eukaryota; Metazoa; Cnidaria; Anthozoa; Scleractinia; Merulinidae. The record is from RefSeq and is a predicted model, not a curated record.